Mesorhabditis spiculigera is the source of this 705-nucleotide messenger RNA. The record is from the annotation of a GenBank genome assembly. NCBI's taxonomy places the organism in Eukaryota, Metazoa, Nematoda, Chromadorea, Rhabditida, Rhabditidae.
AUGAAGCAAAUAUUCUUACUCGUCUUCGUCCUUCUUUUACAGGUAACGCAAGCCGAAUGGAACUUUACGACAUCAUCUCCUCCAUCCCGACCGCUUGACGCCCAGGGGUUGCGUGAAUUUUGCGGAAAUGGUACCUUCCUGACCAUCAACUGGAACGGGGACCAUUAUUGUGUGAGAUGCUCGAGAUGCAACUGGAACACCUACAUGAUUGCCAGCUGCGAUUCACUACACGAUACCAUCUGCGGAACCUGUCGUGGCAUCUGGGAUCCGGAGAAUAGCAAAAUUCAGGCUGUUCGGGAGCAAUGCCCAUGGAGAACGACACCACGCUACGAGCCACCGACGACUCCGUCAUAUCCGGAUCGGCUCCCGAUCAGGUACCGCUGGACACCUAGUUACUACUACAACCAACUGACGACCCCGUCACCCUGGCGCAAUUACCAGGAUCGGUAUCUUUCCUACUAUAACUAUUACUACGGUCAACGCAAUUGGGAGGAUUGGGACUAUAGACAAAGGCUUGCGCGGAACUUCCGUAUCAUGCUCGGUGCCGGCGCUCUGAUUGCGGUCUUGGGUGCCAUUGGGCUUUACACAGCCGUCGCAAAAUGCGUGAAACACCGCCGCCAGAAGGCGGCGAUCAUCGGCGAUACCGUAAAGAUUCUGAACGAGCAGAUUGAAAAGGAGCAAACCGUCCCGGGCGUUCACGUUGUU